UUAAAUCUUAUUGUAAUCGUUUUAAUGCGUGUACAAUGUGAUAAAAAAGAUUUUGUUUCAGAUCCUAAAAUAUUAAGAUAAAACAUGAAUGAAGGAUUCACAUUGCGUGCAAUGUUCGACGUCCAAUAAAAGAACUUGUUUUCUAGGGACAAAAAUAUUGAACGAUGAGAAUAUUUUCUAUUGGCGAAUCAAAUUGACAUAUGUCAAAUAAUGCAAUGUGAAUCUACCAUUAUACAGCGCAGUGACGUGUAACGUAAAAAGUUGCAAAAAGAAAUAUCGGUGUAUGAUUAACCUUUAUGAAUUAAAAAGAAGAUGAAUAUGUACAAAAUCGUGACGAGCGAAAAAAAAUUCGCCGCAAGAAAUGUAAUUUGACUCUUGAAAGAGUAUACUUUAUUUUGCAUUUUUGAUUACUAAUCCAUUAUCGUUACGAAGCCGUGCAUACAUGAAUAUUUUUCAUAAUGAAUAAGCACGCAUAUUGAAGAGCAAUAAUACAUUCGUAGUGAAAUAUAUUACUGCAAAUCAUUCAAGAACGGAGCGGCGAUACGUUUGAAAAGUUGUUUACGCAGAUAUGGCUGGAACGAAAUCCAAAAAAUCCAGUGCUCUCUCAAAAAUCUACCUGGCGUCGUAUAAUCUUGGCCAAACUUUGGGAUGGAGUUACAUAUUGUAUCUGAUUAUACAACAUUACAUCAAUCCUUCUCGUAAGACUUUGUGGGAUGAAACACAGCUACCUGUAAUCAUUUUUCAGAAUGCAGCUGUAUUGGAGAUACUACAUGCAGCAAUUGGGCUAGUACCUUCUAAUGUUAUAAUUACAACAUUCCAAGUUUUCAGUCGUGUGAUGGUUGUGGUUGGAGUUAUUUUGGCUACUCCUUCUACGUAUGCUGCUGCAUCUCCAGGACUUCCGCUAGCUCUCAUUGCAUGGUCUAUCACAGAAAUCAUUAGAUACUUCUAUUAUUUUGCAAAUCUUAUUAAUAUUUUGCCACAUAUAUUGAUAUGGCUUAGAUAUACCACAUUUAUUAUUUUGUAUCCAAUUGGUGUAACUGGUGAAUUAUUAUGCUUCUAUGCUGCAGUGCAAUAUUCUAAGACUCAUCCCGAUUCAUGGAGUUAUGUGUUGCCGAACAAAUGGAAUUUCACAUUUAGCUAUUUGUAUGUCCUGAUAAUAAUUAUGAUAGGUUAUAUACCAAUUUUCCCACAUCUUUAUUUGCAUAUGUUUGCACAAAGGCGCAAAAUGCUCAAUCCUACAGCCAAGAAAAUUAAUUAAUUAGUUUUUAAAUUUAUAUAAGAAUAUAAAAAUAGAU
Nylanderia fulva is the source of this 1295-nucleotide messenger RNA. It is a transcript of the gene Hacd1, whose product is annotated as 3-hydroxyacyl-CoA dehydratase 1. Gene Ontology annotation, biological process: sphingolipid biosynthetic process; very long-chain fatty acid biosynthetic process; fatty acid elongation. Lineage: Eukaryota; Metazoa; Arthropoda; Insecta; Hymenoptera; Formicidae. Gene Ontology annotation, molecular function: 3-hydroxyacyl-CoA dehydratase activity. Gene Ontology annotation, cellular component: endoplasmic reticulum membrane. The record is from RefSeq and is a predicted model, not a curated record.